GAAUAAGAUGAGAAAUUCUCUAACAAACUUUUCUCUCUCGAUCGUCUUCUUCUCUCUCACUAAUAUGGUAUCAGAGCCAUCAAAGCUCUUUUUCUCUUGAUUCCGCUUCGAUUUCACUGUUUUUGAGCUCAGAUCUUGCUUAGUUCUACUCGAUUUUAGCUCAAAUGGUGACUGCGAUGAAGAUUCCUCGCCGAUCAAAUCGGAAUAAAGCUUCGACAUCGUCAGUUGCAGUUCGACCUCGUAAAACAUCUCGAUCUACCGUCGUCACUGAUUCUCCUCCCGAUUCUCCUCCGGUUGCACUUGAUUUAGCUUCUGGAGCUUCGCGAGCCACUUUGAUGCCGACGAUCACAGAUCCAUCCUCUUCUCCGUUCUAUAUGCAUAGCGCGGAUCAUCCAGGUUUGAUCAUCAUCUCUCUUCGUCUAGAUGGAACGAAUUAUGAUGACUGGAAUAUUGCUAUGGAAGUUGCUCUAGAUGCUAAGAAUAAGUUGGGAUUCAUAGAUGGAACAUUGCUGCGUCCUGCUGAAACUGAUCCUAAUUUUCGCAUCUGGUCACGAUGCAAUAGCAUGGUGAAAUCCUGGUUACUGAACUCUGUAUCACCUCAGAUCUAUCGCAGUAUUUUGCGUUUGAAAGAUGUUGUCGAUAUUUGGCGUGAUUUGUACAGCAGGUUUCACAUGACUAAUCUCCCAAGAACAUUUAAUCUGACACAAGAGAUACAAGAUCUCCGUCAAGGUUCAAUGUCUCUUUCUGAUUACUACACCACUCUCAAGACUCUAUGGGAUAAUUUGGAGAGUGCUGAUGAACCUGGUAAUCCGUGUGUUUGUGGACAGGCUACUCGUCUGCAAUUGAAGGCAGAGAGAGCCAAAAUUGUCAAAUUUCUCGCAGGCCUUAAUGAUUCAUAUGCAAUCAUUAGGAGACAGAUUAUUAUGAAGAAAGUGCUUCCAACUCUUGCUGAAGUUUAUCACAUUCUGGAUCAAGAUGACAGUCAGAGAGGUUUCUCCAAUAUCAUUGCUCCUCCUGCUGCCUUUCAAGUUUCUCAGAAUGUUGAACAUGACUCUACUAUUUGUUAUGUUCAAUCUGGUCCUAACAAAGGUAGGCCUAUCUGUUCUUUCUGCAACAGAGUUGGACAUAUUGCUGAACGUUGUUACAAGAAAAAUGGUUUUCCACCUGGUUUUACUUCAAAAUUCAAGCCAUCAGAUAACAAGUCUCAACCUGAUAACAAGUCUCAACCUGAUAACAAGUUCCAGAAACCAAAAGUGGUUGCAGCUCAGGUUUCUUUGUCAUCUGAUAGCAAGCCAACUGAUCUAGAGAGUUUGAUUGGUGACAUGACACCAGAUCAGAUUCAGAAUUUUAUUGCUCUCUUCAGUACUCAGCUUCAAUCUCAGUCUUUCUCUCCAUCAGAAGUCAGUCACUCUCAUGAUCAGAAUGUUUCCCAAUGUCAAGCUAGUACCUCUGGUAUCUCAUUCUCUCCAUCUACUUACUCUUUUAUUGGUAUUCUCACAGUUUCACAACAAAGUUUAUCUACUCAAUCUUGGGUUAUAGAUUCAGGUGCAACACAUCAUGUUGCUUAUGAUAAGGAUUUAUUUCUAUCCCUUGAUACUUCUGUUGUGAGUGCUGUUAAUCUUCCGCAAGGAUCUUGUGUAAGAAUCAGUGGAGUAGGAACUAUCCGGAUUAACAGUGAUAUUCUUCUCAACAAUGUCUUGUUCAUUCUGGAGUUUCGUUCUUACCAAGGGGUCAACAAUUGGAAAGGGUAAAAGAGUAGGAAAUCUCUAUGUGCUAGAAGCUUCAAGUUCAUCAGUCUCAGUUAAUGCCGUGGUUGAUCUUGGUAUGUGGCACAAGAGACUCGGGCAUCCUUCUUUUUCAAGACUUGAUGUAAUUUCAGAAGCUUUGGGAACACAUAGAUCUAAGAAUAAAGGAACUACUUAUUG
Messenger RNA from Arabidopsis arenosa, 1925 nucleotides. The record is from the annotation of a GenBank genome assembly. NCBI's taxonomy places the organism in Eukaryota, Viridiplantae, Streptophyta, Magnoliopsida, Brassicales, Brassicaceae.